AUGGUCAACUGGGGAAUGAUUGGGGCCAUCAUAUCGCCCAAUGUUGGCGGUUGGCUUGGCGCUCUAACAAUGAGCGGCAAGGUGAAACAGCCCGAUGGUAAGGCGUGGUACCAGACGCUGAACAAACCUUCUUGGACUCCACCCUCCUGGCUGUUCGGACCUGCAUGGACAGCACUAUACAGCGGCAUGGGUUAUGCUUCGUACCUCGUUUAUACAGAGUGUGGUGGUUUAACAGAUGACGCUGUUCUUCCACUGUCGUUGUACGCUGGUCAGCUGCUGCUCAACUGGACUUGGACCCCUAUUUUCUUCGGAAAACAAAAAAUUGGAUUGGGUUUCGCCCACAUGCUAGCACUGGACGCGACAGCAGUGGCGUGUACCUACAGCUUCUACAACGUCGACCCGACCACCGCCUACUUCAUGGUGCCUUACCUCGGCUGGCUGUCCUUCGCGACCUGCCUCAACUACUCAAUAUGGCAGCGCAACAAGCCCAAGCCUAAGAUUUAA
Messenger RNA from Spodoptera littoralis (African cotton leafworm), 504 nucleotides. NCBI's taxonomy places the organism in Eukaryota, Metazoa, Arthropoda, Insecta, Lepidoptera, Noctuidae. The record is from the annotation of a GenBank genome assembly.